UAGCAGGUAGAUACUGAGAUGUUAAUAUUAGCAGCCACUUGACACACCAUGGUUUGACCAGCUGCCCAUUCAUUUCUGCUGUUAGAAGAAAGAGCGGCGACCUGCUACCUGCACCGGCGGACGUUUUAUAGGCGGGUCUAGGUCCAGGUGAAGCCAUGCCUGUCUCCCUGCUGUGGGCAGUGGACGUGUACGGGCGUGUCUACAGCCUGUCCACUGUGGGACAGCAAUGGGAGCAUUGCCGCAAUGCCCACAUGGAGUUCAAGCGGGUGACAGCAGCUCAGCAGUGCUGCUGGGGCAUUGCCUGUGACAGCAGCAUCUACCUGAACGUCCAUGCGUCUGACCUGCCUGUCCGCUACCAAGAGGACACAUACGAAAAUCAGAGAUGGAAUCCCGUAGACGGUUUCUCAGAGCGUCUGCUUCCAAGUGACCGCUGGCAGUGGAGUGACAUCACAGGCCUGCAGCAUCAACCCAUAGCCAGCUUCCAGCUCCCUUCCAGCAGCUGGGAGUGGGAGGGAGACUGGUUUGUGGAUGAAAACCUUGACGGAGAGCCCACAGAAAAAGAGGGAUGGACGUAUGCCAUGGAUUUUCCUGCCACUUACACCAACGACAAGAAGUGGAACUCCUGUGUCCGUCGCAGGCGAUGGCUCCGCUACAGGAGGUACAAAGCCAUGGACACCUGGGCUAAGAUCCCUUCACAGCAGACAACUCUACCGGAUCCCUUUAGUGACAUCAGCUGUGGAGGCUGGGAGAUCAGUGAGGAGCCCAGGGGCCGGCUGUCUCUGUGGGCCGUGUCCCUGCAAGGAAAGGUGUGGUUUAGAGAAGGAAUCUCUCACCAGAACCCUGAGGGUUCUUCCUGGGUGGAGGUGCCUCCUCCUGGAGAAGUGGUCCAGAUCAGCUGCGGCCCCGGGGACCUGGUCUGGGCUGUGCUGUGGGAGGGGCACCUGAUCGUCAGGGAGGGCAUUAGUCGAGACUGCCCAAGAGGUACUUCCUGGGCAGAGGUGGAGUCUCCGAGCCCUGAGGUGGGCGCUAUACAUGUCGCUGUAGGAAUGAAUGUGGUCUGGGCUGUGACCAAAGAUAAUACAGUGUGGUUUAGGCGAGGUGUGAACUCUCAUAACCCCUGUGGUUCCGGAUGGAUCAACAUGGUUGGAGAAAUGAUUAUGAUCAACGUGGGCCUGAACGACCAGGUGUGGGCCAUUAGCUGUGAGGACCGGGUGGUGUACUUCAGACAGGGUGUUACCUCCAGUGAGCUGAGCGGUAAAACCUGGAAGGCCAUCAGCGUUCCUCGAGAUGGGGAGCGAUCCCACUCCAGUGCCAGUGCAAACAGUCAACACAGUGCGGGUUGUUUUUUCUCUGGUGAAGUGCGGGCUCCAUCAGGAGUCAGCGAUGCUGAAUUAGACCUUGAACAUCCACCAGGGGAUGGAGCCAUCAGCAGUGUCACGUUCCCUUGCCCAGACUCCUUCGUAGAUGCCCCUGCAAACUCUUCAUCAGAACCGUGCGUCAAGCCCCACAUCCCCAAGGUCACAAGCGACAGCUUUAUCUCUGAACUCGUCUCUGACCGAAAACCAGCAAAGACAUCUGGAGGUGUUGAAUCAGCCUCUGCCGCUGUCCUAGAGGAGGUCGUCCCUGGUGAAGGAGAGACGGACGUUCUGUCCAGUAACAGUGCUGUUACCAUCACUGGGUCUGGCGGUCCUCCUGACCCCCCGUGGAGCAACGUAGAUCUGGAGGAGGCACAGAUCCAACACGGCCAAACGGGAGCAGACUCAGCUGACUCCUGCAGCCUGUCGUCAGUGGCAACCUACAGCCUGGCCAUGGAGGAUCAGUAUGGGGUGGACGAGCACCCUCUGUGGGCGUGGGUCAGCGGAGGAGGCUGCUCUGUGGACAGCCACUCUCAACUCAACUGGUUCAGCUGCUCUUUGAACACAUCAUCCAUGCUGCAGUCAGUCCAGUCCAUGAGUCUGUCCGUGUCUCCUGCUCAGACAGCUGCUUGGCGGAAACAAAUCUUUGAGCAGCUUAGUGAAAGGUCCAGGAGAGAGAUGGAUCAUUUCAGACAUUACGAACAAGCCAUUGAGCAGUCGGUGUGGGUAAAGAAGGGAGCCAUGCAGUGGUGGAGAGACUGGAAGCCGCACAAGUGGAUCGAUGUUCACUUUGCUCUGGAACAGUUUUCUGGAGCCGAGGGACACAAGGAUGGGAUCUUAUUCAUUUAUUACAAUUAUUAUGAGGAGAAGAAGUACCUCCAUGCCUUCAUUAAUGAAGUAACCAUCCUGGUUCCAGUUCUCAACGACUCCAAGCACACUUUUGCCAUUUACACUCCUGAACGUACCAAACAGAGGUGGCCAAUAAGAGUGGCAGCUGGCACAGAGCUGGAGAUGUAUGAUUGGCUGGCUUUGUUGAGUGUUUCCUGCUGUGACUCCAGAGGAAUCCACGGUUCUCCCUCCAAACAGGCGAUCUGGUCCAUCACCUGUAAAGGGGACAUCUUUGUCAGUGAGCCUUCCUCUGCCCUCGAAGCCAUGCCUUACCCCACACCCUGUGAUCAAAUGUUCUGGCGGCAGGUAGGAGGCCACCUGCGUUUAGUGGAGUGCAACAGUCUGGGGAUAGUGUGGGGCAUCGGCUUUGACCACACCGCCUGGGUCCACACCGGAGGCUAUGGAGGAGGCUUCUUCCAGGGCUUGGCCAGCAGCACAGAUAAUAUUUACACCCAGACUGACGUCAAGAGCGUUUACAUCUAUGAGAACCAGAGAUGGAACCCUGUCACUGGCUACACCAACAGAGGCCUUCCAACAGACCGCUACAUGUGGAGUGAUGCGUCAGGAUUACACGAGUGCACAAAGCCUGGUACAAAACCCCCUUCUCCUCAGUGGACAUGGGUGUCUGACUGGGCUGUUGACUACAGCGUCUCCGGGGGAACAGACAGAGAGGGCUGGCAAUAUGCUGCAGAUUUUCCAGCGUCCUAUCAUGGCUUCAAAACCAUAAAGGACUUUGUGCGGCGUAGGCGAUGGGCCAGGAAGUGUAAAUUGACAACAACAGGACCUUGGCAAGAAAUUCCACCAAUCCCACUGAGUGAUGUCACAAUCCUGCCUUGUGCUGCUCAGAGCAGCGUGGAUACGGUUCCUGUGUGGGCCAUCAGCAACAAAGGAGAUGUCCUGUGUCGACUGGGAGUCACCCUGCUGACGCCUGCUGGAACCUCAUGGCUUCAUGUGGGGACAGACCAGCCCUUCAAGUCCAUCUCUGUUGGGGCUGCCAGCCAGGUGUGGGGCGUGGCCCGGGACGGCUCUGCCUUCUACCGGGGGUCAGUCUCAGGACCAAGCCCAGCAGGGGACUGUUGGUACCACAUCCCCUCUCCGGCUAAGCAGAAGCUGAAGCAGGUGUCUGUAGGCAGGACAUCUGUUUACACUGUGGACGAAAAUGGUAACCUGUGGUACAGACAGGGAGUGACUCCCAGCUACCCUCAGGGCUCCUCCUGGGAGCACAUCUCUAACAACGUACGCAAAGUCUCUGUGGGACCCCUGGAUCAGGUGUGGAUCAUAGCAGACAAGGUUCAGGGCAGCCACAGUCUGAGCUGUGGGACGGUGUGCCAUCGACUCGGAGUCCAGCCCAUGGAACCCAAGGGACAAUCAUGGGACUAUGGCAUUGGGGGCGGAUGGGACCAUAUUACAGUGAGAGCAAACUCCAUGGAGCCACCUCAGAUCUGUCUUCCCUCCAUGACGGAGCCGUCCCGUUAAACUCCAGGAUAACUUUGUAAUGCACUCACUUUUAAGAGACACUUUGGCCUUUUAGGUUUAAAGUUGUGGGCAAGUGUUAUAUUCAGAUAAGCUGAGCCAGUCUAAUAUUUUACCAGACAUUCAAGGUCUAUAAGUAAGUUUUUGUUUUCUGUGUGUUUUGUUCCUUGAUAGUGGUGUUUGUAUUUUGCUGCUAAGCUUGAUGGAUUUUUCUCAGUAGACCUAAUCGUGGAUUCUUUAUUUUGUGUUUGUGUGUGUGGUUUGUUUGUGUCAAUCUCUGCAAGUCAAUUUAACGUGACAAUAGAAAAAUGUUCUUUUUUUACUUAAUUAGGCAGCACAGUAAUUGCCCAUAAAUUUUCUGUUGGAUUUAGUUCUGAACUCUGGCCAUUUUCCUAACAUGAUAUUGUUAUUUUUGUUUAACAACUGUAAAGCUGAAAAAAAAAGUGUUAGCAGGUUAAGCUUUCUAGGUGAAGGUUUUGGGCCAAAACUGACUUAUGUAAAUCUAUUCUUGACAAAAACCUCUCUUAGCAAACCUAGAGCAUGAUGCUGCCACUACCAGUUUUAGCUUGGGUAUGAUGUUCUGGAUGUUUCCUUCAAAAGAGAUGUCUUGCAGCCUUAUGCUUUCUUGGAAAAAUGUCCACGUUUUUGUUUUUCUGCGGUUAUUGAACUACUGUCAUUGCUUUAUGGUACACAGAUUAGUACUUAAACUCAGUAAGAUUCCUCUGAUCCUUUGGAACUUCCUUGCAAAAUAUGGAUAGAAAAUGACCAGGAAAAUCCAGUUUGGAACGGUAAAAUUAUUAGAGCCGAAACAGAUUUAUUAUAAUUGGCAGCAAAUGUGAAUUUAAGCCUUAUCCAUAUUUAUUUCACAAGGUUAUUGUAGACAUUUUGUUUCUUUGUCUCGUAGCAUUUGUUUUUUACUCAGAUUGCAAAAUAUAUGCAUCAAAUAAUUUGAGGGAAAGGUUUUUUUAAAAAAACAUCAGAAUUAAUGUUUUGUUUGUCUCAAGAAGCAGCCAUUUUAACAGGGGUGUGCAGACAUUUAAGAGUUGUUGU
Molecule: messenger RNA, 4766 nt
Organism: Xiphophorus maculatus (southern platyfish)
Lineage: Eukaryota; Metazoa; Chordata; Actinopteri; Cyprinodontiformes; Poeciliidae
Gene: tecpr1a
Product: tectonin beta-propeller repeat containing 1
Exons: 24
Coding region: 156-3719 (1187 amino acids)
Cellular component (GO): membrane
Source: RefSeq, a predicted model, not a curated record